AUGUAUUGGACCAACGGAUUCGUUUUUGUAACAUGUAUAUUGGCAGUGCAGCCACAAACAUGGGUUGGAACCUAUGCAGUUGGAUCAACAUGCAAUGUCAACCAAUGUUGCUGUGUCAGUGAUGUAAUAGAAAUAACAGAAUCCACAUCAACUACAUUAUCAGUUACUACAGGCUUUGCUGGUUUAUGUUUCGGACUAGCCAAUUAUACUGGUGGCAUAGUUUAUACAGGUGGAUAUUCAAUUACACUGACAAUCAGUACCAUUACAUUAUCUAUUACAUUAAGUGCCGAUAGUAACAAUAUCACUAUUAUUAAUUCGAUGGGCACGUCAUGUACAACAGGAGCUGUUCGAGAAAUCACCAAUGUUCCCACGACUAUAGGUAGCUCUUUCAUUCCACCAGUCACAUCAAGUUUCACAAGUAUGGGAAGUACUGCUGUUCGACAAAGCACAAUGGGCCCCACGGCUGUAGGUAGCCCUUUGAUUCCAUCAACCACCUCAGGUUUCACAAGUAUGGGAAGUACUGCUGUUCGACAAAGCACAAUGGAGCCAACGACUAUCAUUAGCACUGUAGUUCCAAAUGCAACCUCAGGUUAUACAAGUAUGGGAAGUACUGCUGUUCGACAAAGCACAAAUGGUCCGACAACUGCACGUAGCUCUUCUAUUCCAACCACCACCAUGAUGAAUACCACAACAACUGUUGUGUUAAAUACAACUACUUCAAGCACUAUUAUAGGAAGCACAACAGUUCAUAGCAGCACUGCUCGACAAUCUACUACUGCUACUACUUUAGUGUUGUAUUUUGUCAGUAUUUUGUUCUGUGUCAUAAUUGCUUGA
Rotaria socialis is the source of this 834-nucleotide messenger RNA. The record is from the annotation of a GenBank genome assembly. Lineage: Eukaryota; Metazoa; Rotifera; Eurotatoria; Philodinida; Philodinidae.